Capra hircus (goat) is the source of this 2770-nucleotide messenger RNA. RefSeq names its product glutaminyl-tRNA synthetase (gene QARS1). Bases 356 to 2683 code for a protein of 775 amino acids. Gene Ontology annotation, molecular function: ATP binding; glutamine-tRNA ligase activity. The record is from RefSeq and is a predicted model, not a curated record. Gene Ontology annotation, cellular component: cytoplasm; cytosol; aminoacyl-tRNA synthetase multienzyme complex. Lineage: Eukaryota; Metazoa; Chordata; Mammalia; Artiodactyla; Bovidae. The transcript has 24 exons. Gene Ontology annotation, biological process: translation; glutaminyl-tRNA aminoacylation.
AUUCCCAAGAACAGAACUGGGAUGGUCCCGAGGGUUCCAGGGCUGAAAAGGAAAAGUCUAAGAGCAAAGGGCCAUGUCUAUGUUUGUUUCCUGAUCCGCGGCAAAGCACCUCCUAAACGUCGGGUCGCCACUACCCUCUCUGGGGACCCGCAGCACGAAGGCGGAAGUGAAGCGCCCGGAAAGGCGCCCUCUGCCCUUUAAAUGGAGCUAAUAACCCUAGACAGCCCCACCCCCUCCCGCCAAGGAAGGAGAUUAUUGGCUCUCCCUGACAGUAUCGCUCUCCUAUUGGUCCGUGGGCUAAUGCCAACGUGCAGAUUGGCCCCAAAGUUUUCUUUCGGUUUCCGGCGUCCCAGCAAUGGCGGCUCUGGACUCCUUGUCGCUCUUCACUGGCCUCGGCCUGAGCGAGCAGAAGGCCCGCGAAACGCUCAAGAACACGGUUCUGAGCGCGCAGCUACGCGAGGCGGCGACCCAGGCGCAGCAGACUCUGGGCUCCUCCAUCGACAAGGCUACCGGGACCCUGCUCUACGGCUUGGCCUCCCGACUCCGGGAUCCCCGGCGCCUUUCUUUCCUCGUGAGCUACAUAGCCAGUAGGAAGAUCCACACUGAGACCCAGCUGAGCGCUGCCCUUGAGUACGUGCAGAGUCAUCCCUUGGAUCCCAUCAAUACUGAGGAUUUCGAGCAGGAAUGCGGUGUGGGCGUUGUGGUGACCCCAGAACAGAUUGAAGAGGCCGUGGAGGCUGCCAUAAAUCGCCACCGAGCCAAGCUCCUGGUAGAGCGUUACCAUUUCAACAUGGGGCUGCUGAUGGGAGAGGCUCGGGCUGCACUCAGGUGGGCAGAUGGCAAAAUGAUCAAGCAUGAAGUAGACAUGCAGGUCCUCCAUCUUCUGGGUCCCAAGACGGAGACUGAUCUGGAGAAGAAGCCCAAGGUGGCAAAGGCUCGGCCAGGAGAGACAGACCGAAGGACAGCAAAGGAUGUGGUGGAGAAUGGCGAGGCUGUUGUUCAGACCCUGUCUCUGAUGGAGCAGCUCCGAGGCGAGGCACUGAAGUUCCACAAACCUGGUGAGAACUACAAGACCCCAGGCUAUGUGACCACUCCUCAUACCAUGGAUCUACUGAAGCAGCACCUGGAGAUCACUGGAGGACAGGUUCGUACCCGGUUCCCGCCAGAGCCCAAUGGAAUCCUGCACAUUGGACAUGCCAAAGCAAUCAAUUUCAAUUUUGGCUAUGCCAAGGCCAACAAUGGGAUCUGUUUCCUGCGCUUUGAUGACACCAACCCUGAGAAAGAGGAAGCAAAGUUCUUCACUGCCAUCUACGACAUGGUGGCCUGGCUGGGUUACACCCCUUACAAGGUGACAUAUGCCUCCGAUUAUUUUGACCAGCUGUAUGCCUGGGCUGUGGAGCUUAUCUGCAGGGGUCAGGCCUAUGUGUGCCACCAGCGAGGAGAGGAGCUCAAAGGCCACAACCCACUGCCCUCACCCUGGAGAGACCGUCCCACAGAGGAGUCGCUGCUGCUCUUUGAGGCAAUGCGCAAGGGCAAGUUUGCUGAGGGUGAGGCCACAUUGCGGAUGAAGCUGGUGAUGGAGGAUGGCAAGAUGGACCCCGUGGCCUACCGCGUCAAGUACACGCCGCACCACCGCACAGGGGACACCUGGUGCAUCUACCCCACCUACGACUACACGCACUGCCUCUGUGACUCCAUUGAGCACAUCACCCACUCCCUCUGCACCAAGGAAUUCCAGGCCCGACGCUCCUCCUACUUCUGGCUGUGCAACGCGCUGGACGUCUACUGUCCCGUGCAGUGGGAGUACGGCCGCCUCAAUCUGCACUAUGCUGUCGUCUCCAAGAGGAAGAUUCUCCAGCUUGUGGCAGCUGGCGCUGUGCGGGAUUGGGAUGAUCCCCGGCUCUUCACGCUCACAGCCUUACGACGCCGGGGCUUUCCGCCCGAGGCCAUCAACAACUUCUGUGCUCGGGUGGGAGUGACAGUGGCACAGACCACAAUGGAACCACAUCUGCUAGAAGCCUGUGUGCGUGAUGUGCUGAAUGACACGGCCCCUCGGGCCAUGGCUGUGCUAGAGCCAUUACAGGUGGUCAUCACCAAUUUUCCUGCUGCCAAGGCCUUGGACAUCCAGGUGCCCAACUUCCCAGCUGAUGAGACCAAGGGCUUCCAUCAGGUUCCCUUUGGAUCCAAUGUCUUCAUUGAAAGGACGGACUUCAAAGAGGAGCCAGAGCCAGGCUAUAAGCGCCUGGCAUGGGGCCAGCCCGUGGGCCUGAGGCAUACAGGCUACGUCAUCGAGCUGCAGCAUGUUGUCAAGGGCCCCAGUGGCUGUGUGGAAAGCCUCAAGGUGACCUGCAGGCACGCAGAUGCUGGUGAAAAGCCCAAGGCAUUUAUUCACUGGGUAUCACAGCCUCUGACAUGUGAGAUCCGCCUCUACGAGCGACUAUUUCAGCACAAGAACCCCGAGGAUCCUGCUGAGGUGCCCGGUGGAUUCUUAAGUGACCUGAACCCGGCCUCGCUACAAGUGGUGGAGGCUGCGUUAGUGGACUGUUCUGUGGCCCUGGCAAAGCCCUUCGACAAGUUCCAAUUUGAGCGCCUUGGUUACUUUUCCGUGGAUCCAGACAGCAACCAGGGACAGCUUGUCUUCAACCGAACCGUCACACUGAAGGAGGACCCAGGAAAAGUGUGAACUGCAAGUCCUGUGGACCUACCUCAUCCUUUCGGAGGCUAGGGGUACCCAGACUCCAUGUCAAUAAAGAACAGUAAAUCCCCUGGA